AUGGAAGAGCUGAUUUGUCCGUAAUGCCAUAAUAUAUUCAAUGAAUUCGAGAAUAUUCCCCUGAUGCUUCCUGAUUGUGGACACACGAUCUGCUAAAAGUGCAUUUAAUAGAUGUUGAUGAGUGCUGAUGGUUAGCAGAUAUGCUGUCCUGAGGAUAAUAUUCUUGCAAAGGGGAAGACACACAUAACUGAGUUUCCAAAGAAUUGUUAACUUUUAAAAAUGGUAGUGAAGUAGAGACCAUCAAUAGAGCAACCAGAAUAUUAGUUACAUUUGAAUAACUUGGCGUAUGAGAAGAUUGAAUUGUGCACAGAGCAUCUGGAGAAACUGGAGAUAGUAUGUUUGACAGAUAAGAUUCGAAUUUGUACUAAAUGUGCUUUAUUCGGUAAUCACAGACAUCACGAGGUUCGAUCGGUUGAUGAUGUUGUCAGAGAGAUAGCAUCGAAGGCUGAGAAUAUCAUGCAGAAUUAUUAGAGAAUCUUGGAUAAACAAUAAGAGUUAACAGAGUCUAAAUUUUAUGAGCCAUUGAGUGAAAAGUAUUCAAUAAUGUUGUAGGAGAGUCAGAUAACAGUUAGAGAGAAAUUCAAAGAAUUGCAUUAGUAGCUAGAUCUGAAGGAGAAUAAGUUGUUGGAGUAAUUGAAUGGAUUAACAUAAACAUUGGAGUAGUAAACCAAGAGGUAGAUCAAGGAGUCAAUCUAAUCAAUUUUGUAAUAAGCAGACUUAUGGAAGAUAGGAGCCAAGGAUAGGUUGCUGUAUUUUUCAACCAAGACUGAAAGUGGUGAAUUACCCUUGGAUUUACUAUACAAUCAGGAGUUCUAAGGAAAUGUCAUAUUAGAUGAAAUGGACAGAACUCUAAAGAUGUUGGAAUAGCGAAUCAAUAAUGUGAAGAUCAAGAAAAUUAGAGUGGAUUUUAAAAAACAUGAAAUAGAUAAAUGUUUUGAUUCUAUGUGUUCUCUAACAUUUCAAUUAAAUCACAAUGAAACAAAUCAAGUAGAGAAUAGUUUCAGUAAAUAUGAUCAAGAGGAGCCUCUGCUUUUAAGAGAUAACUCUGUUGCUGAUUGGAUAGACAAUGAUGACAAUUUGAUUUCUUAGGUUGUCCAUGUGGUAUCCAAUUCAAUGCAUGAGUUGAAAUACACAUCCUAAUCACAAUUGCAACAAGCCAAAAGUCCUGUGAGAACAGAACCUGCUAUUCAUAGUUUGUAGUCCAUCACUCCCUUGAAAUAAUUGAAGUAGAAGAGUCCCAAUAAGGAUAUCCACAAUAAUGCCUCCUUGUAACCUCCUCCUCCUGUUUCAUUAUUGAGAUAAGGGAUAUCUCCUACUCCCAAGUUACAGGAAAAGAGGAAGAAGACCUUUAAAAUUAAUGAUAAGUUUGAACCCAUCCUGCAGGCAUUUAGGAAUGACAAUCUGGAAAUCGUGGAUCUGUCUAAUGCUGAAUUGGGAGAUGAGGGUUGCAAUGUUGUUGCGGAACAAUUGAAAAAUUGUAAAAAAGUGAAAUAGUUGAAAUUAGCCAGGAAUAAGAUUAGUGAUGAGGGUGCCAAUAUUAUAUUGUAGGCUUUGACUUAGAAUCAGAAUAUUACAUCUUUGCAUCUAUCUUCCAAUAUGAUUUCAGAAAGGACACUUGAUACCAUUCUCAAUCUAGUCAAAACUGGACAACUACCCAAAAAUAUCUAUUUGUCCUAGACUUUGAUUAAUGCAACCAAAGCAAAAAAAAAGAUGGAAGAAUUAAAGAAAUUGGGAUAUGUAGUGAAUAUUUGA
Messenger RNA from Paramecium tetraurelia, 1752 nucleotides. RefSeq lists its product as uncharacterized. The record is from RefSeq and is a predicted model, not a curated record. Gene Ontology annotation, molecular function: zinc ion binding; protein binding. Lineage: Eukaryota; Ciliophora; Oligohymenophorea; Peniculida; Parameciidae. The transcript is spliced from 3 exons.